This is a messenger RNA of Gilbertella persicaria, 213 nucleotides long. RefSeq lists its product as uncharacterized. NCBI's taxonomy places the organism in Eukaryota, Fungi, Mucoromycota, Mucoromycetes, Mucorales, Choanephoraceae. The record is from RefSeq and is a predicted model, not a curated record. The coding region runs from base 1 to 213 and encodes 70 amino acids. The transcript is spliced from 2 exons.
AUGGUCGCUAUUAUGGUCGCCAUUAUGGUCGCUAUAGGCGAUAUGGGCACUACAGUUACAACAAGUAACCUGAUCAAAAACUUGAUGAUCAAAAGCAUUCAAGAAAGAGCUCGAAUUACUAAAGCUGUCACUUGGAAACCUCUUCCUAAAGAUUGCGAUAACUCUACAAGAAAUGUAGCUAAAGCAAUGGGAAAACUAUGGGAAGACUCUUAG